Aspergillus novofumigatus IBT 16806 is the source of this 1776-nucleotide messenger RNA. RefSeq names its product cyclin-dependent serine/threonine protein kinase SSN3 (gene ssn3). Gene Ontology annotation, cellular component: nucleus; mediator complex. Gene Ontology annotation, biological process: protein phosphorylation. The record is from RefSeq and is a predicted model, not a curated record. Lineage: Eukaryota; Fungi; Ascomycota; Eurotiomycetes; Eurotiales; Aspergillaceae. The coding region runs from base 270 to 1550 and encodes 426 amino acids. The transcript has 3 exons. Gene Ontology annotation, molecular function: ATP binding; cyclin-dependent protein serine/threonine kinase activity; RNA polymerase II CTD heptapeptide repeat kinase activity.
UCUUUAAAACGGAAUUUACAGGCCGCUGUUGAUGGUAAUACCGGUUAAUAUCAUAUUGUCACCUAUUUUACAUCCAUUUCUUCUUUUCCUUGCCACUCGGCUCUCAUAAGUGUUCAUCUUUUCCGUCUUCUACUUUCUUCUUACCCUUUUCGGAAUCCUCUCAUGUGCUACUGUCUUCUGGGAGAGAUUUAAGCUUUGUUGCAGAUGAAAAGAUAAAAAGGCCUUUGAGCUGUGGAGCUCCACUGCGGCUUCUUUGUAUCUUGCCCAUCAUGUUUGGAAGAAACUUCCCAUUCUUUAACUCCAUCGGCGGGUUCUAUCCACGCGAAAGUCUAGACUCGAAGAGACCCUCGGGAACUGGGUAUACCAGCAAAGUACGGGUCCGUGACAAGUAUCACAUCGUUGGCUUCAUCAGCAGUGGUACAUAUGGUCGCGUCUACAAAGCCAUCGGAAAGGAUGGCCGGAAAGGCGAAUAUGCGAUCAAGAAAUUCAAGCCCGACAAAGAGGGUGAAAUCAUCCAGUACACAGGUCUCUCGCAGUCAGCAAUCCGGGAGAUGGCUUUGUGCUCUGAAUUAGAUCACCCCAACGUAGUGCAAUUGGCAGAGAUCAUCUUGGAAGACAAGUGUAUCUUCAUGGUAUUCGAGUACACCGAGCAUGAUCUGCUUCAGAUUAUCCAUCACCACACUCAGCCGCAGAGACAUGCCAUUCCGGCACCGAUGAUCAAGUCGAUACUGUUUCAGUUGCUGAAUGGCCUCCUAUACCUUCAUACGAAUUGGGUUUUGCAUCGAGAUUUGAAGCCGGCAAACAUUCUAGUGACCUCAAGCGGUGCGGUCCGCAUUGGAGACCUGGGCCUCGCCCGUCUAUUUUAUAAACCGCUCAACUCUCUUUAUUCCGGAGACAAGGUUGUCGUCACGAUCUGGUAUCGUGCUCCCGAGCUAUUAAUGGGCAGCCGGCACUACACGCCGGCCGUGGAUCUUUGGGCAGUUGGAUGCAUAUUCGCGGAACUGCUCUCUCUGCGACCCAUCUUCAAAGGAGAAGAAGCUAAGAUGGACAGCAAAAAGACAGUACCAUUCCAGCGUAACCAGAUGAUGAAGAUUAUCGACAUCAUGGGCUUGCCCAGGAAGGAAACAUGGCCCGGUCUUGUAUCGAUGCCCGAAUUCUCCCAACUUCAGUCGCUAGCGAUGUCGAGAGGUUACCUCAACAGACAGUGCAACCUGGAAGGAUGGUACCAAAGUUGUCUGAAGAAUAAUGGGUAUUCCCCAGCGUCUACUGCAGGCACGCCAGGUGCCGAAGGCUUCGACUUGCUAUCGCGGCUGCUCGAAUACGACCCUACCAAGAGGAUAUCAGCCCGGGAAGCGUUGGAGCAUCCUUAUUUCACCACUGGUACUCCAGUCACUGCUAAUUGUUUCGCGGGCUACGAGGGCAAAUAUCCCCACCGCCGAGUCACUCAGGAUGACAACGAUAUCCGCUCCGGCAGUUUACCUGGCACCAAGCGGAGCGGGCUGCCAGACGAUAGUCUCAUGGGCAGGGCUGCAAAGCGGCUCAAGGAGUGAUUCGCAUCUAUUUUCUCUUCCGGUAUUCGAGUUCAAGCAUGUGACUGGCGUUUAGGGUCUUUCUCAUAGACCAUUUGGUGCAUGGAUUGGCGUCUAUGGGCUUUCUGAUAUUGCAACUAAGAUAGCAUUGCGUUUGCGCCGACUUGGUCAUUGUCUCAGGCACAAUCAUUGGCGAAUUGUAUUAUACUAUAGGAGAACUCGCCUCAUUCCCAUUACAGUUCGAACC